Molecule: messenger RNA, 2619 nt
Organism: Pseudomyrmex gracilis
Lineage: Eukaryota; Metazoa; Arthropoda; Insecta; Hymenoptera; Formicidae
Product: cytochrome P450 9e2-like
Exons: 1
Coding region: 904-2412 (502 amino acids)
Molecular function (GO): oxidoreductase activity, acting on paired donors, with incorporation or reduction of molecular oxygen; monooxygenase activity; heme binding
Source: RefSeq, a predicted model, not a curated record
UUUCUUCAUAACUGACUGAUACUGUCGUAUGAUUUAAUUCCGCCAUCUCACGCUCGGACGCGACUGAUAAACGUGCAAGGUUAAAUCUAUCUUGCUUGUUUUCAAGUCCACAAAAACAUCAAGAUAAGUAUUAUGUUUAAAUUUUUAAUAUCCAGUGCUAUAUGCACAGAUUUCUACUUUUAUCUGUCCAAAACUUACAAAUACUGGCAACAAUAGAAUUCUAUUUUUUUGGGAGGAGCUUUACCCGGAAUAAGUCUUUUUUUCGAUAAUUUGCCUGAGAAUUUUUAUGCAUGUUUGCAGCAUGAUUUAAUUCUCCACAUUGUCAGUGAUAAUUCUGAAGCGAGAGCUUGUAAAAACGAACUGAUGUUGCAGACCACGUUUGCUAGCUUUAGUAAGAAUAUCAUUUCAAUCAAUCUUGAGGUAGAUUUGAGCUGAUGGCACAUAAUCUCUUCAUGAUUGCAGACAAAUAACUGAUCUUUUUUAAAAGUCCAGACUCAAAUAUUCUAUAAUAAAGAAAUAAAUUUACAUACAUAUAAAACUUAUAAACAAAUCUUAUCUAUGCAUUUUUGUAUUUAAUACAUAUUAAUUUAAGUGUUUAUUGUUUCCUUAAUUAUUUGAUUUCUUAUUUAUGUACAAAAAUUAAUUUAAUUUGUACAAUUAUUAUUACCACGCUAUUUUAAUAUUAUCACAUAGAACACACAUAAUGCCACCUUUGCACUUUUCAAGCGCGCGCGUGCCAAUGCAUUUUUUAUUCUUAUUUAUCUUCACACUUUACUCGAUAUUUGCCGUUAUAUCGCAAAUUAUCGCAUACGCGUUUUGCUAUCUCAUGCUCUCGACAACUUGAGCGUCAAGUCGACAUCACCUUAUCCUCUUCAGUGUUAUUUGUCACUUGAGAGAGCAAAGAUGUCUGCAACGGUAAUUGCUUUGAUGUUCGGUGCUCUCAUUGCUCUGUAUUAUUAUCUGACUAAAAAUUACAAGUACUGGCAAAGUCGCGGAAUUCCUUGUCCCGAUGGAGCUCUGCCGGGACUAGGUCACAUGUUGUCAGUGAUUUCCAUGAAAAUGCCUUUUACGGAGUAUUUGCGCAAACUGUACCAAAACAACAAAGAUCGUAGCAUGGUCGGAUUUUACAACUUUGUAACACCGACGUUGCUGGUUCUCGAACCAGAGCUAGUCAAAACGGUGCUGCAAACUAACUUUGCGAACUUCAACGAGAAUCCUUUUCAAGUCGAUCCAGAGGUGGAUCCGCUCAGGGCGCACAAUCCAUUCGUCAAUACCGGCGAGAAAUGGUUAAGCGGAAGAAAAAAAUUGACCUACGCUUUCUCCACCACCCGACUAAAACUCUUGCUUGAGAGCAUCAAGUCGGUGUGUAAUAAGCUGGAUAACUUUUUGGAUGAAAAACUGAGCAAAACGGGAAAGGUGGAAAUAGAACUAAAGGAUUUGUGCUCCAGAUACACCGCGCAAGUAGUCGCCGCCGCUGGUUUUGGUGUAGACGGAUAUUGUUUCGACGACAAGAAUGCAGACAAGUCGUUUCGAAAAAUCGGUUCGGCCAUUAUGGAACCAAGUCUGCGGACAAAUAUUAUGUUUUUUUUAUUAUUCUUUAUUCCGUCGUUAAACAAAUUCUUGAAAAUGCCUUUUAUACCGAAGUACAUCGAUCGUUUUCUUAGAACAUUGGUCGCCGAGCUUCUAGAACAACGAAGAGCGGAUGGAAUACCUAGGAACGAUUUUCUUUACUUAAUGGUAGAACUAGAGAAGAUCGAAGGUGAUAAAUUUGAUACGGAGGUUCUCGCGGCUCAGGCGCUCUCUUUUAUCGUUGACGGUUACGAGACUACCAGCACGGUUCUGAGCUUUGCUUGCUAUAACAUCGCCAGGCAUCCGGAAGUACAGAAGAAAUUGCGCGAAGAGGUGACAACUGUACUUGACAAGUAUGACGGUGUGAUAACAUAUGAAGCCUUAAAAGAGAUGACGUACAUGGAUCAGGUGCUGAACGAGUCGCAAAGGUUCGUACACGUGGCAGGAUUCAUGGCCAAAGUUUGCACGAAAGAAAUUGAAUUAAAAGGAUCCGAUGGACUCGUCUGUUGCGUUGAACCUGGAAUGCAAGUUAUGAUAUCCGUUCAAGGCCUGCAUGAAGAUCCACGGUACUGGGAGAACUCUGAGGAGUUUGAUCCCGAAAGAUACAUUCCGGAUAAGAAAAAUUCCAUUGAGAAAUUCGCUUUUCUACCAUUCGGCGAAGGUCCACGGAUGUGCCCGGGGAUGCGAAUGGCUCUGCUGAUAGUAAAAGCUGGUCUUGCUGCGCUUCUGCAAAAGUAUACCCUGGAACUCUCCCCGAAGACACAGCAACCUGUGAAAAUGGUCGCCGGAACCAUUUUGGUAACACCGAAAGGCGGUCUGUGGGUCAACAUUCAAAAAUUGUAAUAAUAAAAGGUUUACGACGCGAUAGAAGAAUAAUUGCAUUAUUUUAGUUCAAACAUAUGUACAUAGUUUUUUUGUGAUAUAAAGACGAUUUUACCAUCUCUAAAGUAUAUCUGUUUCGCUUCCUAAACAAGAAUUUAAGAUAUUAUUUGUUUGUAAAUUUUAGGUUUGGUAUAAUAAAGAAUGUACUAAGAUUUUUAGUGAGAAAAA